Molecule: messenger RNA, 759 nt
Organism: Ophidiomyces ophidiicola
Lineage: Eukaryota; Fungi; Ascomycota; Eurotiomycetes; Onygenales; Onygenaceae
Exons: 2
Coding region: 1-759 (252 amino acids)
Source: RefSeq, a predicted model, not a curated record
AUGGCGGAGCUGUCAUUCGCAAAAACCUUCCUGUCGCAACUCGACUCAAAGCCUGUUAAACUCCCCGCCAACCAUGUAUCAGAUCUCCGAACAUUCCAGCCACGACAACCUUUUACCCUCCCGCGGCUCUCUGACUCUCUCCACCCACCACUCCCUAAAAAGAUCAAACCCUCCGCUAUUCCCGGUUCCUCCAAGUCGAUUACUAUCCAUCUAAAGUCUGCUCGCAGCCCUGCUCUAGAGAUAACUUUGGACAACAUAUCUCUAUCCAGCGCAACGAUUCAGGAUCUGAGAGAUGCAGUUCAAGCGCGAAUUAAACCUGCAAAUGCAGCGAACGAGUCUGAGCAGGUAUCGCUAGAUAAAAUCAAGAUAUUGUGGAAACGAAAGCCCGUGCAAGGGAAAUUGGUCACCGAUGUUUUGGCCAAUGAACCUGACGUAUUGAAAGGCGGGAAAGAGGUCGAAUUUGGUGUUAUGAUAUUAGGGGGAGCAGUUGUAGUACCACCACGCGAGCCCCCUGCUCCAGCGCCUGUCACUGCAAUCCCCACCAAAGCAGGUCAGACUGAGUCGCCUAGCGUGCAGGAAGUUGUGAAUAGCUCAGAUGAUGCUCCAUCGUCACCUUCUACUACAGAUAAUGUGGAUAUAUUGCACUCCGCGGCCUUUUGGAAGGACGUGGAGAGCUUUCUGGAGACGAAGCUUAAAGGUGAUGGCGAGGCAACACGAGUAGCAUCUCUAUUUAAGAAAGGUUGGGAAUCGAGCUUAUAA